Molecule: messenger RNA, 1491 nt
Organism: Lagopus muta (rock ptarmigan)
Lineage: Eukaryota; Metazoa; Chordata; Aves; Galliformes; Phasianidae
Gene: BARHL1
Product: BarH like homeobox 1
Exons: 3
Coding region: 459-1409 (316 amino acids)
Biological process (GO): regulation of transcription by RNA polymerase II
Cellular component (GO): nucleus
Molecular function (GO): RNA polymerase II transcription regulatory region sequence-specific DNA binding; DNA-binding transcription factor activity, RNA polymerase II-specific
Source: RefSeq, a predicted model, not a curated record
UAUCGAUCGCUGCCUCCCCACCACCGGCUGGCAGCCCCCAGCCCCGCGGCUCCGGGCAAGGGUGGGGUGGCCGGGAAGGGGCCCCGGGUGAGGUCGGGGUCCGUUCCUCCCCCUCCCCACCCCCUCGGCGGCCAAAGUUUGACUCUGCCUCCCUCUCCCCCCCUCUCCUGUCUGUCUGUCUGAGUGCAGCUGGGCGCGAUGCUGAAGACGGAGCAGCCCUGGAUGUAACACGCGGCGCCUCGGAGAGCCCUGCAGCAAUUGUUGCCCGGAUCUCAAGCUGAACUUCGCUCUAUUUUUUUUUUUUUCCCUUUUAGAUUUUUUUUCCUUUUUUUUUUUUUUUUUUUUUUUUUUCCUUUCGCUUUUUGUUGUUGUCGUCGCCGUUAUUGUUAAUUACCAACCCGCUUCCGCCGCGCCCUCCCCGCCAAUGCCUGUGUGAGCGCCGGCACCUCGCGGGGGCCAUGGAGGGCUCCACCGGCUUCGGGAUCGACUCCAUCCUCUCGCACCGAGCCGGCAGCCCGGCCGUGCCCAAGGGGGACCCGCUGGUGGGCGACGGCCGCUCCCCGCUGGAGCUGAGCCCCCGCUCGGAGGGCAGCAGCGGGUGCCCCUCUCCGCGUUCCCCGGAGGCGGCGGUGCGGCCGGGCCUGGACGCGCACCUGCAGCCGGGGCAGCUCUCGGCUCCCUCCCAGUCCCGAACCGUCACCUCCUCCUUCCUCAUCAGAGACAUCCUGGCCGACUGCAAACCCCUGGCCGCCUGCGCGCCUUACUCCAGCACCAAUGGACCUCACGGCGGGCAGGAGGCGGCGGGCAGGAUCCCCACCAAACCCGGAGAGGACUUUAGGGAGAAAAUGGAAAAAACCACCAGCAGCUCCUCCUCGGACUCCGAGUACAAAGUGAAAGAAGAAGGGGACCGGGAGAUUUCCAGUUCCCGGGACAGCCCCCCGGUGCGGCUGAAAAAGCCUCGCAAAGCCCGCACCGCCUUCACCGACCACCAGCUGGCCCAGCUGGAGCGCAGCUUCGAGAGGCAGAAAUACCUGAGCGUGCAGGACAGGAUGGAGUUGGCCGCCUCCCUCAACCUCACCGACACGCAGGUGAAAACGUGGUACCAGAACAGAAGGACCAAAUGGAAAAGGCAGACGGCGGUGGGCCUGGAGCUGCUGGCCGAGGCUGGCAACUACUCAGCCCUGCAGAGGAUGUUCCCCUCGCCCUACUUCUACCCGCAGAGUUUGGUCUCCAACCUGGACCCCGGCGCCGCCCUCUACCUGUACCGCGGACCCAGCGCUCCGCCCCCGGCCCUACAGAGACCUUUGGUGCCCCGCAUCCUCAUCCACGGACUGCAGGGCGGCAGCGAGCCCCCCCCGCCCCUACCCCCGCUGCCCGGCGUUCUGCCCCGGGCCGCGCAGCCCCGGUGAGCCCCGGCCCCGAUCCCCGGGCGUGGGGGGGGCCGGAGAGGGCCAGCCCAGCCCUGGGGCCUCGAGCAAGCGAAAGACUCCC